CGAGAUUUGGCAAGGGCGUCACGAACAAGAACUUGAGUCAGCUGAUCAUCGAGUUGUCAAAAAAUUUUGUGGGCGCAUGUUAUUUACAUUCAAUCGUCAUUCUGCAUCAUCAUCAAUGUGGACAACGACGAAAUGGAUAGUCCUAGAUUAAUUAGGAUUGCUGAUUUAGUGCAACUCGUGAAUAUUACUUUGUAAUCAGACUACGUAUGAUAUUCACUUGAAUUUCUACGGAAAUGGGAAUGCUCAGCAACAUCUUGCCAAGUACCUGUCUACUCUACACUUACUUAUGGAUCUGUUUCUUUUGCUGUGUUCAUGCAAGACCCUCUGAAAAUUUGAGCUCAGAUACUCAAAGUGAAAAUGGAGCUCGUUUAGGGUUAGGAGUGUGGGUGGCUGCAGCUGCUGGGUUUGUUUGUGUCUCUGUGAGCCUGGCUGUGUGUGUUUGCUGCAGAAAACCAAAAGGUUUUGCAGAAUUUAGAAGCUCAACUCAGUUGGCAGAGAUUUCUUCAGCUCAACCAGCAGAAGUUACCUUGUUUCCACCACCUUCCUUAUUGUUGAACCGUGAAGACCUUGAAGUGAGCUUUGAACCACUGCCGAGGCCACAGCAUCAAGCUGUUAAUACAUAUCGACCAAAGGAAGUUACCGAGUGGAUAGAAAAUGGCCAUGGCUUGUUUCCUAGGUGUAACAUCCAAUAUUUACGAGAAGUCGGCCGUGGUUGGUUUGGACAGGUUGUAGAAGCAGAGGUUAAAGAUCUUAUAGCAAAUCAAGUAACUUCUCGUUGUGUCGUAAAAAUACUGCGACCCGAAGCCUCUGUCUCGCAGCAUUCUAUGUUUUUGAAGGAUGUUCAGCCUUUGUUGAAACUCGAUCAUCCUCAUGUGAUGAAACUCUAUGGGUGUUGUCUCGAGACAUCUCCUUUCCUCGUUCUCUUGCAGCAUUGUGCCAAUGGAGAUCUGAAACAAUUUCUUGCGGCGUAUAGCCCUUCAAAAGGGUCGCAAGGUGUUCCACCCUUACCAGAGAACGUGCUCCUGCGCAUGGCCUGUGAGGCCGCCGAGGGUUUGUCCCAAUGGCAUCAAACCGGGUUUUCCCAUCCCGAUGUGGCGGCCAGGAGUUUCAUGGUGACGGGAGAUAUGAGUGUUGUAAUUGGAGACUACGGCACUCAUACUGUUACAUAUCGAGAGGAAUUUCUCGAUACCGGCCAUCAAUUGGUACCCGUUCGGUGGUGUGCCCCCGAAUGCUUUGACUCACCCGGUGAAAUUAUCCAAACCCAAGCCGGGAACAUUUGGAGCUUUGGUGUCGUCCUGUGGGAGAUUUUAUCUAUAGGUAGUCGACCUUACGCUGCCCUAUCGGACGAACAAGUACUGCAACAAGUAGUCCAGGAAAAGCGGACCAUUUUGAAUCCUCCGAGUUUUACCUAUCAACAAAGUCAGUCCUUGUAUCAGUUGAUGCUCCACUGUUGGGAGGUUGAUGCGCCGUUACGGCCUCGCAUAGAAGUCGUUGCUUCUCAUUUGGCCGCCGCGUGCGCCGGUGUCAACCGUGACGUGGAACUUGAUUUGGAAAGAGCUUUUGACUCACGCUGGAACGCGGCUAAGCCAAGCAAGUCGAGUCUUUCGGAACUGGACGAAGAAUCGCCUUCGGCUAGUUUAAAUAACCUUCACGGUUCGCUGGACAAUCUUGAAGAGCAUGGCAAAGAAAUACUUUCUCCCGGCACCGAUAAAGAGUCCGAGAGCGGUUAUUCGGCGAAAGUUUCAGCCGCUCUACGGAGUUUGGACGAGGCUUUGGCAGCUGCCGAAGACACGGACGAGGAAGAUGAUGAUAAUAUUUUACCUGAACCUAGUUUCGUGUUCGGCGAUCUCCAGACUGACCAAGUCGAAACUGGCCAAGAAACGGAUCAUUCUAGUAACAGUAGCGGGAGUCUUUUUUCAUCGCGGUCGUGGCAGGACAAAGUGGAACGCGGUGAGCUGACAGCUAUGGUUCGUGAUAAAUCUCGUAGCGUCCAGGAUCUUAUGGUCUUGACAGCCGUUGAGCCCAUGAGCGACAUAGAGUUUCUGUCGUUCAAUCAGCCUUCAAAGCCGGAUCAGCCAGAAAAUGUUUCGCAACCGAUGGCGCCUCAAAUAUCCGUGACAUCACCUUCGUUUACUGUUAGGUCACCCAUGAUGGAAUCGGAUGUGCCUCUGUUAGAGAAUGAUUCAAACAACGGGAAAGAUUCCUUGGAUACCGGAACUUACAUGACACGAAACCGCAAUCGAUUGACUUCGACCCCGCGUGAAGACACCGACUUUGAAGCCAUGGAGUCGAGUUUCAGAGAUCGAAGCAAGCCGUCCGAAUACGCUCCUUUCUCACCGGAAAGUUUGGACGCCACUGAUUUCACUCCAAAGGACCAAGGAUCGGCUCUCCGACCGCCAGCAACUAUGAGCUCCUCCACGAGCGUGAUUCUCGGUCCGUCGGACGAUUUAGGUCUCCAUGUGUUUCAAGGAGUAACGUCAACAACCCAGAGUGAGGACGAAGAUCCAUUUGAUGAGCAAGAUGGUGCCGCCGCCGCUGCCACCAAUUCUUUGACGACUGCAGAUCCUGCGCUUCCUGUAGAGCCAGCUCGCCUGGCUGUCAAUUUGGAAGCGUGGAACAAUUUCCUAGAACAGUCCUACCCUCAACAUCAAUCCGAUGCUGAACAUCAUGACGACGAUGUCAGUGAUACGCCUCUUCAGCUCAAGGAUAGCGGAAUCGCAAGACCAAGUUUCAGUACCUCUGUUGAUGUCCUGGGAAGUACAUUAGGAAACGAAGACAGCGUCAAUCGUGAAUGGAUGGAUGAUUUGUCGCUGGUGGCAAGAAUGUGGAAUGAAGAGUUGGCAGCCGCCUUGGCUCUUGAUAAUAGUUUGUUGCAGCAACCCCAUCAGCUCAACGCCUCCCUAACAGAUACCGAUCCAAAUCUGGAAGAUGGGGUUGGCAAUGCUUCCAGUUUAUCGACCGACUUGUCCUACACAUCUCCAUCUAAACGCGAGGAUACGUACUUCUCCUAUGACAAGAUAGACGACGAUAUUCGUGAACAAGAGGAGAGAGCAGUCAGAAGGAAAGAUCUUUCGACCAUCAGAGAAGAACGUGAAAGUGUCAGCUCAAGUGACACACCGAACAACAACGCAGAAACGGGACGUGGAUUGUUGUCGCAACUGCAGCUCAAAAAUCGAAUGCAACGCCAUUUAGAUUUGUCGGGAUCUUCAGACUCGGAUGGCAGCGAAGAUUGUCGUGACGAUGAUGAGGAAGUGCUUGUAGUAGAUUUAGAAAACAAACGCGCCGUUAUGAUGGAAGGGCAAAGUCCAAAACUAAAAGCAGCUAUUGCCUCGCAAAAUUACGAAGAAAUUUUUGUCGUUCGCCCAACUAACGCCCACAGUAUUAUGGAAAACGGGAAAUCUCCUUUAAGUAAUAGGAAAGAUCCACUGCCAUCCAAUGGCGCUUUGGCCAUCGACGAAAGUGAAAAAGACAACGAUGAUGAAGAUGAAGGAGGAGCUCAGGGCGAAGAAGAAGAAGAAGAGGAAGAAGGUGAUGAUGGCGAAAUUGUCAACGACUUUGAAGAUGACGAUGAUGACGACGAAGAAGAAGGUGAUGAAGGUAUUGCUGUGAGUAACUUUAGAUGGCAAGCGUGCUACCCGGCCAAAUUGAACCAAUCGUUUUCGAUGGAAGUUAUCGAAGAAGAAUCGGAAAAUGAAGACCAAGAGGAUGACGAAGAAGAGGCAUUUGUGCCUUCAACUUGGAGGGCUGAUGCAACACCAACUCGUCCAGCAAUUAAAACCCCAGAAAAGAGCUUAGGAAAUUCACCUCGUGAUAACAACGAUAAGAAGAACGUUUCUUUUUCUCAGAAAAAGAAAAAGGAUAUUUAUCAGUACCCUGCUGAAGUGGAGGAAUAUGAUCCACCAGUACGACGGCAAUGGGGGGUACCGACACCUGUCAUACAACAAUCGGAAUCUGCAUACGCUGAUUUUGCAGAUUGGGAUUUUGGUAACACCGACGAAGAUCGUGAGCCUGAAAACGAGAAUUCGAAAGAUCUCGAUGACCAUAAAACAACAUCAGUCAUUCCUCGGCCUCCUAAUCCGUUGACCAGCAACAUGCUUUACCGUUUAAGUGGUAUAGAGAAUGAAUCUGACGAAGAAGAGGACGGCAAAGAACAGAAUGCUGUUCUACUUGAGUUUGAUGCUCGUCCGAACGAAUCUUUGCUUCUCGGCGAUUGGCAGUCGCCGUUCAAUACAAGCGAAUUUCAGCCUAAUCAAUUUUUCCCCAACUGGGACAACCCAGUUUCUACUGUGCGCAAUGAAGAACCAACAGAAAUGUUGGCCAGCAAUGGACAUGAUCAUGUUAUUACUUUCACAGAAAUCAAAGAACCCACUGUUGUUGGUACCUUGCGUCAUACUCUGGAUUCAGGAAGGUUACGUCUGGAUCUGACUCAACCCCGAUUUGAAGAUAGCGAAGCGUGACUGUCUGGUUAUCCUCAGGAUUCUGGCACUCCUGUAUAUAAAGAACCUAUCUUAUUCUUUUAUCCUUAGGUGUCAUAGUAAUUAUACUCUUUAUAUUAAAUGAAAAAAUCUUAAUGCUCAUUAUUGUAUUUGUCCCGUGGUGUGUGUUUACAUGUGCGCCAAUUUGAAAUUACAGGCCAGGAUGAGACAUCUUUCAAGUGAUUAUCCCUCCCUUUUAUGUAGGAUUCAUCCGUCCAAUGUUUAAUUCUUUCCUGUAGGCCCCUUGCAAUUCCUAAUUCCUGAACAGUGAACAUGAUGAACAUAUUAUUCAAUCUAAAUUUAUCGUGUAUAAAGAAAAUCAAUCUUGUCGGAAGAACUGAUAUUAAACCUAUCAUAAUUUAUUCUCUUCCCGAUGACUAUGUGCAUUUGAUUGAUGGUUUGAUUUCCUAAAUUUGAAAUACACUAUGAUCUGAACCUAA
Daphnia pulex (common water flea) is the source of this 4915-nucleotide messenger RNA. RefSeq lists its product as uncharacterized. Lineage: Eukaryota; Metazoa; Arthropoda; Branchiopoda; Diplostraca; Daphniidae. Gene Ontology annotation, molecular function: ATP binding; protein kinase activity. Gene Ontology annotation, biological process: protein phosphorylation. The transcript has 15 exons. The record is from RefSeq and is a predicted model, not a curated record. The coding region runs from base 234 to 4457 and encodes 1407 amino acids.